CACACAAGUAAGCACUUUAGGAUAGAUAAAGUCACGGAGAACUGGUCGGCCUGCUCUGCGAUAGUUUGAUAUGCCCAGAGGACGAUUUGCACAUGGAAAGUCCAGAUACUACACCCGACCUUCUAUCUGCCGUCUUGAUUGGGAAGAAAGCGACCAGCUGCCUCUUCCUUCCUAAACCGGAGUGGGGCAGGGUUGCAUCUCGGGAUCUCGCGACUUCACGUUGUUCCCCUGAAAAUUGGUAUCCAUCAUCAUUACCAUUAUCAUUAUUAUCCAGAUCAACUCAACAACGAUCCUGUUCGGGUCAUACGCACUGUUCCUGCGUAACAUCGUCAGCUGGCACUGACAGACGGUCCCUUUGGCUUUCUCGGUCUUUUAGCUGCACGAUGGCUCAUCGCCUCGCAGUAUGAACGCUCGCAGUCUUGUUCUACCUCUAUAACCAUUUCAUUCAUCCGGUACCAUUAUUUGAGGGAGCUCUCAACACCAUGGCGGCACUCUCAUCUCGUUUGCUUCUGGCGUUGUGGCUGCUCUUCACGACCGCAGUAUCUGCUACCUUGAAUACCUUGACAAGUAGCGGUCGCACUCGAAGCUAUUGGGUCCGUUCUCCAGAUGAAUACGACGAAACCAAAAACUAUCCCGUGGUAAUUGCCUUUCACGGAUCAAGUGAAAUUGGUUAUGAUGUAGAUGGGUUCGCCUUCGAGGCGGACAUCAGAUUGAGCCUCCCCACCAUACCCACGAAAUACUCGAAAGAUAGGUUCUUCGUCUAUCCCAAUGGCGUCGGUGGGGUUUGGGCAGGACCAAGCUAUGGCAAGGUCUCUGUUGCGGAAGACCUGCAAUUUGUGAGCGAUCUGAUCAUCGACCUGGAAAAACAGUAUAAGGUGGACAGUUCUCGUAUCUACGCCACCGGGUUGUCCAACGGGGGCGGGUUUGUCGGCACCUUGGCUUGCGCCAGUGUAGGUGGGCUGUUCGCAGCACUUGCUCCUGUGGCCGGUUCCUUCUACACUGAUGUCAAUGGCACAAGCGAUGGCUGCAAGCCUGCAAGGUCACCUCUUCCGAUCUUGGAAAUCCAUGGUGGAAGUGACAAGUCUGUAUAUUAUAACGGCGGUCAAGGAGAAGGCGGCCUUCUACCUCCUAUUCCAGUUUGGCUGGGAUUCUGGCAGCAGAGGAACGGAUGUACGUCGAACACUACUUACAACAGUGACAAUGGUAACGUACAUCAUACCGUCUGGACCUGCAAAGGGAUCAAUGGGACACUUCAGCACUGGAAAGUCGACAAGAAUGGUCAUGACUGGCCAUCGAAAACCAUGAAUAUAGAUAUGGCUGUAGCAGGUGUAGGACCUCAGCCUAUCGAAGCGAACGAUAUUGUCAUCGACUUUUUCGAUAAUUUCUCCCUUCAGGGGUGACCUGGCACGAUCCUCUAGGUAGACCGUGGACAUCAUGGGGUCUGGUCUGCAUGUUUCUCUGGUCAUCUGCCAUAGCUAAGCGUAAUAAGGACAACAGGGCUAGAUAGUGAUGAUAAUGCUACUGUUGUCU
Molecule: messenger RNA, 1530 nt
Organism: Paecilomyces variotii
Lineage: Eukaryota; Fungi; Ascomycota; Eurotiomycetes; Eurotiales; Thermoascaceae
Product: Alpha/Beta hydrolase protein
Exons: 4
Coding region: 483-1400 (305 amino acids)
Molecular function (GO): feruloyl esterase activity
Source: RefSeq, a predicted model, not a curated record